CGCGGCGCCGCCGUCAGAGGCUGAGCGCAGCCGGCAGCGGCGCAGCUCCAAAUUGGGGACCCGCGUCCUCGCCGCUGCUCAUGCGGGGCCGCAGCCAGUGACGCCGAAGAGGUGUCCCCACUGCUUCUGGGAGUGACUGACCAGGGCCGCAAGGAUGGCUGGGGCCUCGGUGAAGGUGGCGGUGCGUGUCCGCCCCUUCAACUCCCGGGAAAUGAGCCGUGACUCCAAGUGCAUCAUUCAGAUGACCGGGAGCACCACCACCAUCAUUAACCCCAAACAGCCCAAGGAGACACCCAAGAGCUUCAGCUUCGACUACUCCUACUGGUCACACACGUCGCCAGAGGACAUCAACUAUGCCUCGCAGAAGCAGGUGUACCGGGACAUUGGCGAGGAGAUGCUACAGCAUGCCUUCGAGGGCUACAAUGUGUGCAUCUUCGCCUACGGGCAGACAGGGGCCGGCAAAUCCUACACCAUGAUGGGCAAGCAGGAGAAAGACCAGCAGGGCAUCAUCCCACAGCUCUGUGAGGACCUGUUCUCCCGAAUCAAUGACACGACCAAUGACAACAUGUCCUACUCCGUGGAGGUCAGUUACAUGGAGAUCUACUGUGAGCGAGUCCGUGACCUUCUGAACCCCAAGAACAAGGGCAAUCUGCGUGUGAGGGAGCACCCGCUCCUGGGGCCUUACGUGGAGGACCUGUCCAAGCUGGCUGUGACCUCCUACAAUGACAUCCAGGACCUCAUGGACUCUGGGAACAAGGCCAGGACGGUGGCAGCAACGAACAUGAAUGAGACGAGCAGCCGCUCCCACGCUGUAUUCAACAUCAUUUUCACGCAGAAGCGCCAUGAUGCUGAGACCAACAUCACUACUGAGAAAGUCAGCAAAAUCAGCCUGGUGGACCUGGCCGGGAGUGAGCGGGCUGACUCCACGGGAGCCAAGGGCACGCGCCUCAAGGAGGGGGCCAACAUCAACAAGUCGCUGACCACCCUGGGGAAGGUCAUCUCGGCCCUGGCGGAAAUGGACUCCGGGCCCAACAAGAACAAGAAGAAAAAGAAGACAGACUUCAUCCCAUACCGGGACUCCGUGUUGACCUGGCUGCUCCGGGAGAACCUGGGUGGGAACUCGAGGACAGCCAUGGUGGCCGCCCUGAGCCCUGCCGACAUCAACUACGACGAGACCCUCAGCACCCUGAGGUAUGCCGACCGCGCCAAGCAGAUCCGCUGUAAUGCUGUCAUCAAUGAGGACCCCAACAACAAGCUGAUCCGUGAGCUGAAGGACGAGGUGACACGGCUGCGCGACCUGCUGUAUGCCCAGGGGCUCGGCGACAUCACCGACGUGACCGAAGCCCUGGCCGGCAUGAGCCCCUCGUGCUCGCUCUCGGCCCUGUCCAGCCGUGCAGCCUCCGUGUCCAGCCUGCACGAGCGCAUCUUGUUUGCCCCGGGCAGCGAAGAAGCCAUUGAGAGGCUGAAGGAAACAGAGAAGAUCAUUGCCGAGCUCAACGAGACCUGGGAGGAGAAGCUGCGGCGGACGGAAGCCAUCCGCAUGGAAAGGGAAGCCCUGCUGGCCGAGAUGGGCGUGGCCAUGAGAGAGGACGGCGGCACCCUGGGUGUGUUCUCUCCCAAAAAGACACCACAUCUGGUCAACCUGAACGAGGACCCUCUGAUGUCCGAGUGCCUCCUCUAUUACAUCAAAGAUGGGAUCACCAGGGUGGGCCGGGAGGAUGGCGAGCGGCGGCAGGACAUCGUCCUGAGUGGGCACUUUAUCAAGGAGGAGCACUGUGUGUUCCGGAGCGACUCCCGGGGCGGCAGUGAAGCCAUAGUUACCUUGGAGCCCUGUGAGGGGGCAGACACCUAUGUCAACGGCAAGAAAGUCACGGAGCCCAGCAUCCUGCGGUCAGGCAACCGCAUCAUCAUGGGCAAGAGCCACGUGUUCCGCUUCAACCACCCCGAGCAGGCGCGUCAGGAGCGCGAGCGCACACCCUGCGCCGAGACGCCCGCUGAGCCCGUGGACUGGGCCUUCGCGCAGCGCGAGCUGCUGGAGAAGCAGGGCAUCGACAUGAAGCAGGAAAUGGAGCAGAGGCUGCAGGAGCUGGAGGACCAGUACCGCCGAGAGCGGGAGGAGGCCACCUACCUGCUGGAGCAGCAGCGCCUGGACUACGAGAGCAAGCUGGAGGCUUUGCAGAAGCAGAUGGACUCCCGGUACUGCCCCGAGGUGAACGAGGAGGAGGAGGAGCCAGAGGAUGAAGUGCAGUGGACGGAGCGGGAGUGCGAGCUGGCGCUGUGGGCCUUCCGGAAGUGGAAGUGGUACCAGUUCACGUCCCUGCGGGACUUGCUGUGGGGCAAUGCCAUCUUCCUCAAGGAGGCCAAUGCCAUCAGUGUGGAGCUCAAAAAGAAGGUCCAGUUCCAGUUUGUCCUCCUCACGGACACGCUCUACUCCCCGCUACCGCCUGACCUGCUGCCCCCAGAGGCCGCCAAGGAGCGCGAGACACGCCCCUUCCCCCGCACCAUCGUGGCCGUGGAGGUCCAGGAUCAGAAAAAUGGGGCCACCCACUACUGGACGCUGGAGAAGCUCAGACAGCGCCUGGACCUGAUGCGGGAGAUGUAUGACCGGGCAGCCGAGGUGCCCUCCAGCGUGGUGGAGGACUGCGACAAUGUGGUGACCGGCGGCGACCCCUUCUACGAUCGCUUCCCCUGGUUCCGGCUGGUGGGCAGUUCGGUCAUCUCUGGCUGCGACAGCUACCCUCUUCUGAGCACAUGCAUGAGUGAGCGCAUGGCUGCUCUCACCCCCUCCCCCACCUUCUCGAGCCCCGACUCCGACACCACCGAGCUUGCCGAGGAGCAGAGCGUGGGGGAGGAGGAGGAGGAGGAGGAGGAGCACCUGGAGGACGACGUCUUUCCGGAGCACACGCUGUGCGACGGCCGGGACCCGUUUUACGACCGGCCCCCCCUGUUCAGUUUAGUAGGAAGGGCCUUCGUGUACCUGAGCAACCUGCUGUACCCCGUGCCACUGGUGCACCGCGUGGCCAUCGUCAGUGAGAAGGGCGAGGUCAAGGGCUUUCUCCGCGUGGCAGUGCAGGCCAUCUCAGCCGACGAGGAAGCCCCUGACUACGGCUCUGGCGUCCGCCAGUCGGGGACCGCCAAGAUCUCCUUUGAUGAUCAGCACUUUGAGAAGUUUCAGUCCGAGUCGUGCCCUGUGGGGGGUAUGUCGCGCUCGGGCACCUCCCAGGAGGAGCUCCGCAUCGUGGAGGGCCAGGGCCAGGGUGCGGACGCGGGGCCCUCAGCUGACGAAGUCAACAACAACACCUGCUCAGCGGUGCCCCCGGAAGGCCUCCUGCCAGACAGCCCCGAGAAAGCCGCCCUGGACGGGCCCCUGGACGCGACCGGGCAGCACCUGAGGCUGGGCAGCUCCUUCACGUUCCGCGUCACAGUGCUGCAGGCCUCCAGCAUCUCGGCCGAGUACGCCGACAUCUUCUGCCAGUUCAACUUCAUCCAUCGCCACGACGAAGCCUUCUCCACGGAGCCCCUGAAGAACACGGGCAGGGGCCCCCCACUCGGCUUCUACCAUGUCCAGAACAUCGCUGUGGAGGUGACCAAGUCCUUCAUUGAGUACAUCAAGAGCCAGCCCAUCGUGUUUGAGGUCUUUGGCCACUACCAGCAACACCCGUUCCCACCGCUGUGCAAAGAUGUGCUCAGCCCCCUGAGGCCCUCACGCCGCCAUUUCCCUCGUGUGAUGCCGCUGUCCAAACCAGUGCCUGCCACCAAGCUCAGCACACUGACACGGCCAAGCCCUGGGCCCUGCCACUGCAAGUACGACCUCCUGGUCUACUUCGAGAUCUGUGAGCUGGAGGCCAAUGGCGACUAUAUCCCAGCUGUGGUGGACCACCGUGGGGGCAUGCCAUGCAUGGGCACCUUCCUGCUCCACCAGGGUAUCCAGAGACGGAUAACUGUGACGCUCCUGCAUGAGACAGGCAGCCACAUCCGCUGGAAGGAAGUGCGGGAGCUGGUCGUGGGUCGUAUCCGGAACUCUCCAGAAACUGACGAAUCUCUGGUUGACCCCAACAUCUUGUCUCUCAACAUCCUGUCAUCGGGGUACAUCCACCCAGCUCAGGAUGACCGAACAUUCUACCAGUUUGAGGCCGCAUGGGACAGCUCCAUGCACAACUCCCUCCUGCUCAACCGAGUCACCCCAUACCGGGAGAAAAUCUACAUGACCCUGUCUGCAUACAUUGAGAUGGAGAAUUGCACGCAGCCGGCCGUGGUCACCAAGGACUUUUGUAUGGUCUUCUAUUCUCGUGACGCCAAGCUGCCUGCCUCACGCUCCAUCCGCAACCUGUUUGGCAGUGGGAACCUGCGGGCCUCCGAGAGCAACCGUGUGACUGGCGUGUAUGAGCUCAGCCUGUGCCAUGUGGCGGAUGCGGGUAGCCCAGGGAUGCAGCGUCGGCGUCGGCGUGUGCUGGACACUUCCGUGGCCUACGUCCGUGGGGAGGAGAACCUGGCGGGCUGGAGGCCCCGCAGUGACAGUCUCAUCUUGGACCACCAGUGGGAGCUGGAGAAGCUGAGCCUGCUACAGGAGGUGGAGAAGACUAGGCACUACCUGUUGCUGCGGGAGAAGCUGGAGACGCAGCGCCCGGGCCCCGAGGUGCUGUCCCCGAGCUCCAGCGAGGAUUCCGAGUCCCGCAGUUCCUCGGGCGCCUCCUCCCCGCUCUCAGCCGAGGGUCGCCCGGCACCCCUGGAGGUCCCCAGCGAGAGGCAGCGAGAGCUGGCCGUCAAGUGUCUACGCCUCCUCACGCACACCUUCAACAGGGAGUACACCCACAGCCACGUCUGCGUCAGUGCCAGCGAGAGCAAGCUCUCCGAGAUGUCUGUCACGUUGCUGCGGGACCCGUCCAUGUCCCCUCUGGGGGCAGCCACGCUCACCCCCUCCUCCACCUGCCCCUCUCUGGUUGAAGGGCGGUACGGUGCUGCUGACCUGAGGACCCCCCAACCUUGCUCCCGGCCAUCCAGCCCCGAGCCCGAGCCCACCCUGGAGGCCGAGGCCAAGAAGUUCCCGUCCCUCGCCCGGGCCCCCGAAGCUGACAAGGAGCCACAGCGCUUGCUGGUACCUGAUAUCCAGGAGAUCCGAGUCAGCCCGAUCGUCUCCAAGAAGGGUUACCUGCACUUCCUGGAGCCGCACACGGCUGGCUGGGCCCGGCGCUUUGUGGUGGUGCGGCGCCCCUACGCCUACAUGUACAACAGCGACAAGGACGCCGUGGAGCGGUUCGUACUCAACCUGUCCACCGCCCAGGUGGAGUACAGCGAGGACCAGCAGGCCAUGCUGAAGACGCCCAACACGUUUGCCGUGUGCACCGAGCACCGGGGCAUUCUGCUGCAGGCCAACAGUGACAAGGACAUGCAUGACUGGCUAUACGCAUUCAACCCCCUUCUGGCUGGAACCAUCCGGUCCAAGCUGUCCCGAAGGAGGUCUGCCCAGAUGAGGGUCUGAGCCUCGACCCUCACCCCUGCCCACCCCCCUUCUUUCCUACUCUCGCCUGCCCUCCCCACCAGCCACGCUGAGCCAUGUGAGCCCCUCCUGGGGGCCCACGCUGGCCAGCCGGGCACACGAUCGGCUCUGCCUCCAGCUGGCGCCCACGCUGUGGUGUAUUUCAGCUUGGGGGAGGGGUGGGGGGGACCAGGCACCACCCUGCUGGUGUUUUUUACGUGUAGACAGACUCAUGAUCCGCAUCCCUAGCUAGUGUCCCAAGCCAGCUGGCCAGGUGUCCGAGCUCUAUUUAUAGUAUUUAUUUCUCGGUUUCCACACAAGCCCCGCACCUCGCACCCCAUACUUGUUGGCCAAGCACAGUGGACAGUGAGGCCCUUCCCGGGCCUGGGGGUGAGCAGCAUAGAAGAGGCGCACAUUAUUGGAGGGGAAGGAGGAGGCAGGCCCACCUGCUGUCUGGGCAGCCUCUUGUGCUGUCACUGUGGGAGCAGCAGGUGGCCCAGAGCCUCGGGACUUUCCUGGGCAGGGGCCAGGCCAGACAAGGGUGUGGUCCUAUAGCACGCAGGUUGGCCCUCCCAGGGGUGGCCGUGUGUCUGGGGCUUGAG
This is a messenger RNA of Ochotona princeps (American pika), 6078 nucleotides long. RefSeq names its product kinesin family member 1A (gene KIF1A). The record is from RefSeq and is a predicted model, not a curated record. Gene Ontology annotation, molecular function: microtubule motor activity; ATP binding; microtubule binding. Lineage: Eukaryota; Metazoa; Chordata; Mammalia; Lagomorpha; Ochotonidae. The coding region runs from base 155 to 5479 and encodes 1774 amino acids. The transcript has 48 exons. Gene Ontology annotation, biological process: microtubule-based movement.